Messenger RNA from Oxyura jamaicensis (ruddy duck), 1725 nucleotides. Its product is annotated as alpha-1-antitrypsin-like. The transcript has 6 exons. Gene Ontology annotation, molecular function: serine-type endopeptidase inhibitor activity. Bases 334 to 1602 code for a protein of 422 amino acids. The record is from RefSeq and is a predicted model, not a curated record. Gene Ontology annotation, biological process: negative regulation of endopeptidase activity. NCBI's taxonomy places the organism in Eukaryota, Metazoa, Chordata, Aves, Anseriformes, Anatidae.
AUAGCCAAGAAAAUUAGCUUCAUCAGCAUUCAGCUUUGUCCUUCUAGAUAAUCUAUAUUUGAGGCAAUGUAAUGUUUAACAGAGGAAAACAGCAGUAUGAGUAAAGCAGCCAGGAACAGCACAACCCAUAUGAGUGCAGGACCCUUCUGAAUGCAAUCUUCCAGUAACAAAGGAUUGCUGCAGCUGGAGGAAAGCAGAAUUGAAGUGAGCAGUACUGGGUAGGAAUUGCAUCUACGAUCAAAAGCGGCAGCAUUUCAAAACUCUGCCAUAGAAAAGGCAAAGAUCAGGAGAUUAACAGCAAUUAACAAAUAGCUGUUGAAGUAACUGCAAAGGAUGAUGAAGGCCACCUUCACAGUAUCCUUGGUGGUGGCUGUGCUUUACCCUUCUGUUCAUAGUGUGAUCCAGCCUAACCACCAUGAUGAUGAGCCCCAGGCAACUCACCUCCAGGAUCAGCAUUCCCAUGAGGGAGAUCCUCUUGGGUUCUGCCAACGGAUAGUCCCCAGCAACACGGACUUUGCCUUCAGGUUUUACAGGCAAGCGUCUGCCCAGGCACCUGGCAAGAACAUUUUCUUCUCCCCAGUCAGUGUGUCUGCUGCCUUUGCCCUGCUGGCCCUGGGCUCCAGAGCUGCAAGCCGGGUUCAGGUGCUGGAGGGGCUGGCCUUUAAUCUCACCAGCACCCGGGAGGAGGAGAUACAUGAUGGCUUUCGUCAUCUCCUCUUCUUGCUGAACCAUCCUGGCAGCCAGGUGCAGCUGAGCAUGGGGAACACCCUGUUCAUGGAUGAACACUUGACACCACUGAAAACAUUUCUGAAGGAUAUCCAAAGAACGUACAAGGGAAAAAUUAUUUCUUUUAAUUUCCAGAAUUCAACUGAAGCUAAAAAAGUGAUCAACGAUCACAUAAAGAACCAAACCCAUGGGAAGAUAAAUCAAAUAGUUGCAGACCUUGAUCCAAACUCUCUAAUGGUACUUGUUAACUAUAUUUAUUUCAAAGCCUACUGGGAAAAUCCUUUCAAUGUGAAGGGGACUCGCAAGGAUUAUUUCUAUGUGAAUGCGAAGACCUCAGUUGAAGUGAAGAUGAUGACUCGAGAUAGCUUUUAUAAAACAUACUAUGACAAGACACUGUCUUGCAAGGUGGUGCAGAUUCCUUACAAGGGAGAUGUUGCAGCAUUGUUUGUCCUGCCCAAUGAAGGAAAAAUGAAAUGGUUGGAGAAUGCCUUGACAAAAGAAACUGUGUCUAGAUGGGAAAAAUUACUUGAAAGACGGAGGAUAGAAGUGUAUAUUCCAAAGCUAUCUAUUUCUGGCACCUACGACUUAAAGAAAAUGUUCAUGAAUCUGGGUGUUACAGAUGUGUUUUCUGACUGGGCUGAUCUGUCUGGAAUCACAGGAAAGCCUGAUCUGAAGGUUUCAAGAGCUAUGCACAAGUCCCUGCUGAAUAUUCAUGAAAACGGCACAGAGGCUGCAGCAGUCACUGGCACAGACUUUGCUCCUCAUUCUGUUCCUCCUGUUGUAAAAUUCAAUCGUCCAUUUUUGUUGUUGAUUGUUGAUCAAUAUACUCAAAGCAUCCUCUUCAUAGGGAAAAUUGUAAACCCUAAUGAAAAAUGAUUAGUCCAUGACAUGUCUUAUUGAUUUCAAUUGCAUUCUUGAUGCAUUUAUAGUCUGUAAUUAAAGCCAUAUCAAAGCUGUUACUAACAUUUUCUUUUUCCAAAAAAAUGAUUGAGGCAAGAA